This is a messenger RNA of Paramacrobiotus metropolitanus, 1157 nucleotides long. RefSeq lists its product as uncharacterized. The transcript is spliced from 3 exons. The record is from RefSeq and is a predicted model, not a curated record. The coding region runs from base 71 to 961 and encodes 296 amino acids. Lineage: Eukaryota; Metazoa; Tardigrada; Eutardigrada; Parachela; Macrobiotidae.
CAUUAGCAACAUUCAUCGUGACAUCGAUUACUUUGAUAGUUCUGCAGACGACAGUAACCUCCUCGACAUAAUGAUGAAGCCUGUUGCAUUGGUCACCUUGUUGGUGGCAUCGGUUUUUGGACAAGCACCGUACAAUAAACCACCAUACGGCGCACAGUAUAACGCCGCACCGUACAAACCCGGCUACCAGCAGGACUACAAAGCCCCGGCAUAUAACCAGUACAACACCUACGGAUCCAACUAUAACGCCCCUUCGUCGUCCAUUCUACUGCAGAACAGCAAUGUCCUCUUCGCCACCGGUGAGACAUCUGCCAUCAAUGUGGCCGUUCCCGACGGGACCGAAUACUACGUCAACACCCAGUACGAGCUGAUCCGCGUCGAUCCCGACGGUCUCUUCCGCCACGAGCAGAUCCGUGUGGCCACCAAUGUCAAGUACGCCUUCCACGGUUACGAUGACUGUCUGUGGUACAUCGACUACAAACCGUAUGCCGAUAUUUGGCGCAUGUGCUGGAAGGACGCCCCCGAACUGAUUCCCAAUCAGCCUAACCCGGUGAACUUCGUGAAGGUGGCCAACCGCAACUGGGACAACGGUUUCGCUGUUGCGGAUGACGGCAGUCUGUGGCUGUACGCCGGUCACCAGUGGAUUCGCGACAAGGACGUCAACAACGCCAUCGAUGCCGGCUUCGGUAAUGACGGUACCCAGAUGUACCUGGGCAAAGACUACAAGCUGUACCGAUGGAACUACGAGACCCGCUACUGGGAAGUCUUCCAGACCGGCGUCUGGGUCUUCGACAUCUUCAACAUCGACACCAUGGUGAUCUGCGACCAGCAGUACUACUGCAAGAAGAUCGUCUACGGAAAGUUCGUCGGUAUUCCCGAAUACUGCACCAGCGUGAACAUCCUGAAGGACUCCUUCUACUGUGUUACGCCUCAGAGCCAAGUCAAGCUGGUGGCAUAUUAAGCCGCGCAAUAGUCCUUGCUGCAGCGGGUGAAUGAAUUCAUGCGCUGUAUGGUGAUUUUGAUUUAACAAAUUUACACUCCGAAAUUGUGAUUUUAAAGGUCAUGCGUGCCUGGCUGAAAUGUUUGAUGUGGUUUUGUACAGAUUGUCAUUGGGUUUAACCUGACCAUCACUUAAAAUGGUGAUUAAAAUGAACUAG